Messenger RNA from Labeo rohita (rohu), 3373 nucleotides. It is a transcript of the gene slc2a15a, whose product is annotated as solute carrier family 2 member 15a. NCBI's taxonomy places the organism in Eukaryota, Metazoa, Chordata, Actinopteri, Cypriniformes, Cyprinidae. The record is from RefSeq and is a predicted model, not a curated record. The transcript is spliced from 12 exons. Bases 105 to 1673 code for a protein of 522 amino acids. Gene Ontology annotation, molecular function: hexose transmembrane transporter activity. Gene Ontology annotation, cellular component: membrane. Gene Ontology annotation, biological process: monosaccharide transmembrane transport.
GAUGAAGUCGGUAGCACAGAAAGGCGGCCAGUAGAAACUAACUAACUAAACCUAACUCAUAUUAUAUAUCUCAAGACGUCUUGUAGCCUAUUAAUAACUUGAAAAUGGCCGAAGAAGUGCUAAUUCUCAGCUCAGGCAAAAUAACAUCGCAUCUUACCUCAUCUCUGCUGGCAGUGGCUUUUCUUACCUCCUUUGGUAGCUCAAUGCUGUAUGGAUAUAACUUAGCUGUGGUCAACUCUCCUGCUGGGUACAUUAAAGACUUCUAUAACCGUACGGUGCUGAGUCGCAAUGGAACUGGAUUAAACGAGGAGGCCCUGACGCUCAUGUAUUCACUCACCGUUUCUGUGUUUGCGAUUGGAGGCCUGAUCGGCUCUUUGAUGGUGGGCACUCUGGUCACCAAAUUUGGAAGGAAAGGAACAGUGGUCAACUCCACUGUACUGGUGUUCUUGGCAGGUUCUCUCAUGGGGUUCAGCAGGAUCUGCGGUUCGCCCGAAAUGGUCAUCUUUGGUCGGUUUAUUACAGGAAUACAUUCAGGUAUCUCUCUCAGUGUGGUGCCUAUGUACCUGGGAGAGAUCGCUCCUAAAAACCUAAGAGGCUUCCUUGGGCUCAUGCCCAGCAUUUUCAUUUGUGCUGGGGUUUUCUCAGCUCAAGUCUUGGGCCUGCAUGAACUUUUAGGAAAGGAGGAGCACUGGCCCCUGUUUCUGUCUCUUGUGGUUGUCCCCACCUUUAUCCAGCUGAUGCUCUUACCGUGGUUUCCAGAAAGCCCACGCUACCUGUUGAUUGAGAAGCACAAUGUUCAUGCCACUAUUACUGCCUUGAAAUGGUACAGAGCCAAAUGUAACAUCCAGGCAGAGAUAGAGGAGAUGCAGGAGGAGCAACGCUCUCUGUCCUCAGUGGAGACAGUUUCUGUCUGGCAGCUGUUACUGGACCACACUGUUCGCUGGCAGGUCCUGUCUGUGGUGGUCAUCAAUAUCGGUAUGCAGCUGUCUGGUAUUGAUGCGAUCUGGUUUUACACCAACAACAUCUUUGAAAACGCAGGAAUCCCGGCUCCUGAGAUCCAAUACACGACUGUAGGAACUGGAGCUAUAGAGAUCGUUGCAGGCCUCAUAGGGUGUUUCACCAUUGAGCGUCUUGGGCGAAGGCCAUUGAUAAUUGGAGGUUUUGGUGUCAUGGGGAUGUGUUGUGCUGGGAUAACACUGUCUCUCAUUCUUCAAAUUCAUGUGCCUUUCAUGAAAUAUGUGAGUGUGGGGUGUGUGGUUGGGAUCAUUGCUGGAUUCUGCAUCGGGCCGGCGGGCGUUCCGUUCCUGAUCACAGCUGAGCUCUUUAAGCAAUCCCAUCGUCCUGCCGCAUACACCGUUGGAGGAUCUCUUAACUGGAUGUCGAACUUCACCAUCGGCUUCAUCUUUCCGUUCCUUCAGAUGUCUGCUGGGUCCUUCUGCUAUCUGGUGUUCUGUGCCAUAUGCCUGUCAGUGGCCGUCUAUGUGUAUUUUGUUAUUCCGGAAACUAAAAAUAAAACAUUUGUAGAGAUUAGUCAGAUGUUUGCUACGAAAGAGGCUGUGGAAGAGAGCCAGGCCCUGACUCACCCGGACCAGCUCAAACUGAAAAAGAUGAAUGGAUAUGGCUCACUUGAAAAUGGUUCACUUGAAUUCGACAGCUCUUCUUCUUGUGCUUAAACUCAGAAGAAAAGCAAAAAAUGCACUUGAGAAGUUUAGGAAUUAGAUCAAUUAUCAUCCAUGCAUUAAAGGCAUGACUGGCCUUGACAGUACGCAGUGUACGCAGUGGGUUCAGACGGAAGUUAGUUUCUCCUUAAAGGGAUAGUUCAUACAAAAUUUUUAAUUCUGUUAUUAAUUACUCACCCUCAUGUCGCUACAAACCUGUAAAACCUUCAUUCAUCUUCAGAAUACAAAUUAAGAUAUUUUUGAUGAAAUCCGAGAGCUUUCUGACCCUGCAUAGACAGCAAUGCAACUACCACAUUCAAGGCCCAGAAAGGUAGUAAAGACAUUGUGACCUUAAUUUUAUGAUGCUAAUACUUUUUGUGCACAAAGAAAACAAAAUGAAUCGACGUUAUUUAACAAAUUUUUCUCUUCCGUGGCAGUCUUUGAUGCAUCACAAUGCAUUUUUGGGUGAACUGUCCCUUUCAUAACAAAACAUGAGCUGAAAUUAUUUUCAGAUCAGGAUCAUAUUUAGCUUUGUAAUGAUGCUUGAACAUCCAGAGCAUUUGUAUGUAAGAACAGUGCCAUAUACAUGUCUUGCCACAUGUAUAUUGUUAUUGAGAAAUGACUGUUUUUUCACUAUUUAUCAUGUUUGUGUUGUGAAGAAAUUCCGUCAUGUAUAUAGGCCUUAAACAUAUUUUUAUCAUUAUGAGAGUAUAUAUGUAGUUGCAGUCAUCUCUUGCACACAUUAUUGUGAGUGUUAAAUGGCAUUGGAUCAUUUAGUACACUCGGGUGCUAAUGUACCACCUUAUCAGAGACUAUAAAUAGGCUGAGAUUAAUAUUUGGUAUUUUGGUAUUUUAAAUAUUCCUUUGCUUUUUUUGAAAAUUAUGUUGUUUUGUUUACAGAUAUUUUGAACACUACUACAGCUGUAAAUUUGUAUUAGUACAUUACCAGUCAAAAGUUUUUGAACAGUAAGAUUUUUUAUGUUUUUUAAAGAAUUAUCUUCUGCUCACUAAGCAUGCGUUUAUUUGAUUCAAAAUAUUGAAAUGUUUUUACUAUUUAAAAUAACUGCUUUCUGUUUGAAUAUAUUUUAAAAUUUCAUUUAUUCCUGUGAUCAAAGCUACAUUUUCACCACCAUUACUCUAGUCUGCAGUGUCAAAUAAAUGUAGGCUUGGUGAGCAGAAGAGGCUUCUUUAAAAAACAUUAAAAAUGUUACUGUUCAAAAACUUUUGACUGAUAGUGUACAUAAUAUACACCGCCAUUCAAAAGUUUGAGGUUUAUACUUUUUUAAAGAAAUUAAUGCCUUUAUUCAGCAAGGAUGCAUUAAAUACAUUUAGGAUGUUACAAACGGUCUAUUUUUAAAAUAAAUUAAUUAAAAUAUCUUGAAAAAUAACAAAAAAAAUUCAGCAGCACAACUGUUUUCAACAUUGAGAAUAAUAAAUGUUACUUGAACAGAAAAUCAGCCUAUUAGAAUGAUUUCUGAAGGAUCAUGUGACACUGAAGACUACAGUAAUGAUGCUGAAAAUCACAGAAAACUAAUAAUAUAAUUUUUUUCUGAUUUUACAGUAUUUUAAAUCAAAUAUGCAGCCUUUGGGAGCAUAUGAGACUUCUUUUAAAACAAUUUAAAAAUCUUACUGACCCAAAACUUUUGAAUGGUAGUGUAUUAAGGUAUAGGUUCUGUUCAUAAUAUUAUCUUUAUAUUAUCUGUAUAUUAUAUCUG